AUGCGCAGCGGCAUGCAGUUGACCGCCGCUUUUGCUUUUGUCAGCAUUUGGGCAGAAGCAGCUGUGAUCACAGAAGCAGCUGUGGUCAUUCCCUUGACGGGUCAGGUGGUGAGCGCGGUCAACCCGGAGGACCACUCGUUGACAAAGUCGCCCGUCUACUACGGCGAGGUCUUGGUAGGCCAAAGCAAGCGGAGCUUCCAGGUGCUCCUUGACACAGGCUCCAGCAAUCUGUGGCUGCCCAGCACCAGCUGCAGUGCCGUUCCCUGCGAUUUGCACCGGAAGUACCAGCCAAUGAGGAUGGCAAACGAAAGUGAAGAGGCAGAUGGACUCGCCACCAGCUUUGCCACGGGCCAGCUGGUGGGAUUCGCGGUGAAGGAUAGCUUCUGCCUGGCAGAUCUCUGUGCCCGGGGAAGCAUCAUGGCGGCGGUGCAGGAGUCCUACUACCCCUUCACGGCGAUGCCCUUUGACGGCAUCUUGGGCCUUGGUCCGACCCAUGACGCUUCUAGCCCACUGCGUGCGUUGGCAGAGGUGGGCCUAGACCGCUUUGCCUUCCGCCUGGAAGCCCCGAUUGGCGGCGUGAACGGGGAGGCUGCCUUUGGAGCGCUGCCCACGCACUGGAUCAAUGGGCCGACCGAGUGGGUGCCAUUGGUGCCAGAGGCAGAGGAGGAGGGCUACUGGCUGGUGGAGGUGCUGGCGGUGUCAGUGGGCGGCCGGGUUCUUCAAAACUGCACUCGAAUGUCAGAGGGAUGCCGAGCUGCGGUUGACACCGGCAGUGGAGACAUCAUGGGGCCCAAGGAUAUUGUGAAUCACCUGCUGGCCAUUCUCGCAGUCAAAGAGGACUGCUCUUUGACAGACCUUGCCCCGGUCCACUUCCAGCUGAGGGGCGAGGGAAGGACUGUGACUCUGACGCUGGAGCCAGUGGACUACGUGGAUUGGAGCGAGGGCUUCUGCGAGGUGAGCAUCUCAUCGGUGGAGAUGCCUCUCGAAAAGCCCCAGCUUUGGGUGCUGGGGCACCCUCUGCUGCGGCGCUACGUCUCGGCCUACGACCUCCCCCAGCGCCGCGUGGGCUUCACACGGGCCGCGCGGACCGCCGCCGCAGCGGACGCCGUGGCCGCGGCCGGCGCUGAGAUGGCGAAGGCCGGCGUCCAGGGGCGGGGGCGCGGCGGCCUCCGCAAGGAGCUCACUGUCGCCGUCACAAUUGAACUGGCCAGGCUGCGGAGGAAGCUGCGCGCUUCAGUGGUGCCGGCCAUGGGCAAAUUCAAGUCUCUGCCCAAGGUCAAGCGUCUCGCGGAAGAAAAGACCAAGCAGCGCGUGGUAGUACCUGCGCCGCAGGGCGCAGUGACGGUCACCAGCGACUGCGCCGGCACUCGGACUUUUCCGAGCGGGCCCGCCGCGGACAAAGCCGCGCAGCGGCAUGCCCGAGGCUUUUGGUCGCGCAGCGGGCACUACGCCGAACGCGUACGCAGAGCACGGGGCGCGCUGCGCCGUGGUUUCAUGGCCAGCAAGGGCCUCAAGCAGCAUCUCUUGCGCCGCCGCGUGGAAAUACGCGUCAGCUUCACGAGGUUGGAGCAGUGCAUGUUUUCCUAUAGCUCCAUCUUUGUCGCUUUGGUUGCGUUUCCGCUCUCGCUGGCAGCUGGCCUUUGCGGAGUCGACGGGCGAGGUCGCAAUGCCCGCUCAUCGGGAAAGAAGGUUUCACUCGCGGUCAAGAAACGACCAGCUGCAAGGCAAGUGACAGGUGCAUCAAGCCAGGUUCGACGCAAUGAGCCACGCCCGAGCCAAAGUGCUCCCUGUGAAGAGCAGAGGUCAGCACGCUUCGUGCGACAACCAAGCAUAGCUCUUUGUGACCGCAUAGACCGGGCAUUGAUGCAGCGUCUGUAUUUGUUGCAAAUGCAGCGGCAGGAUGGAGGUCGUGGGGCCACGUUCAAAGUUCUGGGAAGUACCGGAAAUGUUUAUACCGUUGACUUUGGCAUCCGCCCUGGUUGUGAUUGUCCGGACUUUCUCAAGGGCAGAGGCCUUUGCAAGCAUGUCCUCUUCAUUUGGCUGCGGGUCCUGCGGGUACCAGAGGAUGACUUCCGGAUCUGGCAGAGGGCCCUCCUCUCCUCGGAGCUCAGCUCGGCGGUGGAGCCUCUUUUUAAGCGGCGGGCGAAGCGGGCGCUACCAUUGGCCGCGAAGGAUUUGCAGAAGGCUUUUCAGGAAGCCACAAGGCAGCCGCCUCAGCAUGCUGUGCCUCCCUUGGUGGAGUCGUCAAGCUGCGUUGACGGCGCAAGAAGCCGAACGGUGGUGCCUGGCGUGAUUUGGAGCAGCAUUUUUGUCGGCUGGGCUUUGCAUGUUGACGUUGGUGGGGCAGAGAAGGAACCUAUCCACUAUGUGACCUACGGCAGCGGCAUGCAAACGUGGGAGUACUCGCCCGAGUUUGCCCUGCGCUCGUACGCUUACGUGGAGCUCCAUGCGUUGCCAAUCCGCGCUGCGAAGCUUUUGGGUUUGGACAAGGUGCAGGCCUUCCACUUGCUCCGGGCCAGCUGCGGUGUGGUCAGCGCCGGCUGCGAGGCAUUCUUUUGUGAUGCUGUAUCGCGCAGCUACGGGCGGGUUGGCCUUUUAACGUUCUUCUUCAUCGCAGGUGCUAGCGGCAUGUUCCACGCCUCGGUGGCAGUCUUGCCCUCCACAAGCUGCAUGUAUGCAGUUCUGCUCGGCUUCGGCGCUUGGCUGCGGGGCUACUACGGCGUUGGCUUGACCUGUGGUUCCUUCGCGGUGCUCCUGGGCAUGGCGGUGGCGGCGCCGAUGUUUGUCCCCAUGGGCGUGGCGGCUUUGCAUCCCGAGAACCUGGGCUUUCUACGCGUUUCAGCCCUUGCCAUCGGCGCUUUGGGCGCCUUCGCAGGGCUGCCGACGCUGCUGGACACGAGCUACUAUGGCACGAGCCGCCCGGUGUGGGCGAUGGGGAACCACCUCCUCUACAAUUUCGGGGUGGGAGGUGGAGCCGGCGCUGACCUCUAUGGCACCGAGCCGUGGCACUUCUACGCCAAGAACCUUCUGCUCAAUUUCAACUUUGUCGCAGCGUUGGCUUUGCCAGCGCUUUGCCUGGCUGAGCGGCAGCUGGCGAUCAAGCUGCUGCCCAUGUACGUGACUCUGGCCAUGUUUUUCAAGAUGGCUCACAAAGAGGAGCGCUUCCUUACGAUGACAUAUCCUUUGAUCUGCUUGGCGGCUGCAGUGACUGCCGACGCGAUCAUAUCUUGUGUGGAAUGGGCGGUCAGGUCCUGCCUCAAGGCGGUGGGCAUGGCACAGGCCCUUGGCAAGGCGGCAUUCAUCGCUUUGGUGCUGGCCUUCUGGAUGCUGUCCCUCUCGAGGAGUGCUGCGUUGGCGCUCUACUUCCGUGCCCCGCUGCAGCUGUAUGAGGGGCUGUAUUAUAGCGCUGCGGACACCCAGGGCCUUUGUGUGGGCAAGGAGUGGUACCGGUUUCCUUCCAGCUUCUUCCUUCCGGAGCUCGAGGCGGAAAAUGUGUUGUUUUGUUCUGCCCCGGCGAUCGCCAUCGCAUCAAGCCAUGUGCAGCAGCUGCCGGCCGGCGCCAUGAGCGAUCCUAUGGAUGUGUUCAACCGCUUCUGUCAGCUGAAGCGGAUGACUCCCGUGAUCCAGUUUGGCAAUGAAGGGCAGGCCAUCACCUGCUCCAUUUCAGUCCCAGGCUGUCCCAUUCGGACUGAAGGCCUCGGCAGGAACAAGCAGGAUGCAAAGCUGAAGGCUACCAACGACUAUGUGCAAAUCUUGUACAACCACGGCCUCAUGCAGACCCCUGCAAAGUUCCAACAGCCUUCCAAGAAGCGGAAAGCUCCAUCCAUGCCCUCGAUGCCCUCCAUAAUACCGGCCGCCAAGCGUCAGAACACGCAGGUCGCGCCGGGUUUGGCAUCGGGGCCUUUGCCAGCAGGCAGGCUGAAAGCCCCGCGCCGGCCGGCCAACGACUCCCAGACGGGGAAGAUCGUGGAGUUCUUGAAAUCCAAUCGCCUGCCCCAGGCCUUGCAGACCCUGCAUGACAUUGCUAGGGCCUACCAAUGCCUCAGCCUGAAGCAGGUGGCCAAGUUCGCGGACUCCCUGGGCAUGCGCACCAGCGAGGCCGGGUGUCGGGACUUCUUCGACGCCAUCGAUGCCUUGGACUUGGCGGAGUUCCCCUCGUACGCGGGGCAGAAGUACUUCGGGCGCUUUGCCCGGUGGGCGGUGCGGGACUUCCUGGCGGACGCGGGUGGGGCCAUCAACCAGGCCAAGAUGCUGCCGCUGCCGGUGCUCGAGCGCAACGGGUGCUGCCUGCAGCUGGAGGCGUGCCCUGGGAGCAAGGCGUCGCAGCUGUUGCUGAAGCCCUCGGGCCCCAUCCCACAGCACAAUUUCCAGAAAGGCGACUGGGUGUUGCUGACCUGCCCUCACACGGCAAAGCCCAGUGAGAGCACGCAGGGCUGGGGCGCAUUGUGCGUAGAGGCGGAGGUGGUGGCAAGUUUCUCCUUCCCAGAGCCCCAGCUGGAGGUCAAGGUCAUGGGCGAGGCCGUGGAUGUCACGGUGCAGAAAUUCCUUCGUCAGCGCGUGCGGUUGGACAAGGUGGCGAACCACGUGACGCUGAGCCGGCAGCUGGAGGCACUGCAAAGGGUGUGCAACGUGGAGCCCAUGCAGCAGCAGGGGUCCUGGAACCCACAUCUCAUUGUCCAGGCCAUGCGCAAGGCCAACAACAACAAGGAUGCGAAGGAGCCCACCUGGGUGAAGCAUUUGCUUUUGUGCGGCGACUCCGCCCAUGCGGGCCGGGAGCCGGAUCUGGCAGCCCAGGAGGUGCCUGGCCUGUCGCCCCAUCAUCCUAUGCUCCUGGAGGCGAACGAGUCCCAGCGCAAGGCCUUGCUGGAGGCCUCUGCAUGUCAGAUGGCGCUGAUUCAGGGCCCCCCGGGCACGGGCAAGACCACCACCGCCCUGCUGCUGGUGCGGGCUUGGGUGGCGGCCAGGCAGCGCCCGGUGCUCUGCGCGGCGGAUAGUAACAUCGCGGUGGACAAUUUGGUGGACGGCUGUGCCAAGGCCCAGCUCACCGUGGUCCGGGUGGGUCGGCCUGAGGCAACCCGCCCAGAUCUGGAGCAGUACAACUUGCUGGACAUGGUGAAGGACACCGAGCCCAAGCAGCAGUACGGGGCGCAGCGCAGCAUUCUGGGCCGGGCGGAUGUGGUUUGCACCACCUGCUCGGGGGCGGACCACCCGCUGGUGCAGCACCUGAGCUUUGCCCGGGUGUUGCUAGACGAGGCAGCACAGGCGACUGAGCUGGCCACACUGGUGCCGCUGAUGAAGCUGCGGCCGGAGGGCUGUGUCACGCUGGUGGGGGACCACCGGCAGCUGCCGCCCACAAUCUCUAACAUUGAUAUUGAUGUGGAGGGCUUCGGCACCUCUCUCUUUGAGCGGCUGACCACUCAGGGUAUCCGGCCGCACCUGCUCACCGUGCAGUACCGCAUGCACCCCUGCAUCUCCACCUUUCCGUCUGGUAUGUUCUACAAAGGGCAGAUCAGAUCAGGUGUGACGGGUGCGGCUCGGCGCCCGCCGCAGGGGAUCUAUUGGCCGGUGCCGGAGGUUCCGGUGACCUUCCUGCCGGUGCAAGGCCGGGAGUGUCCGGAGGGCACCUCCUGGAGCAACUCCUCGGAGGUGGAGGCGGUGCAGGCGGUGCUGGACAGCCUCCUGGCCUGGGAUGACAUCCAAGCGGAGGAGGUGGGCAUCAUCACGCCCUACGCAGCCCAGGCCCGGCUGCUGCGCCGGCGCCUGGGGUGCCCCGCACCGGGCCGGCGGGCGCUGGCGGCGCGGCCCACUGGGCCGGCGGCGGUGGAGGUGAGCUCGGUGGACGGCUUCCAGGGCCGGGAGAAGGACGUCAUAAUUGUCACGACGGUGCGGGCCAAUGCUGCCGGCAACGUGGGCUUUGUGGGCGACCCCAGGCGGCUGAAUGUGACCCUAACCCGGGCCAAGCGCGGUUUGGUGGUGGUCGGGAACUUGGAGACUCUCUCCGCUGACGCGGCGGGUUGGUACCCCUGGCUCAACUGGGCGCAGGAGCGCGGUCUGGUGGCAGGCUGUGAGCCUACAUUGCCGGAUGCUGCGGAGGCCCUGAAGAAGUUGGGCCAGCUGUCAGAGUCGCAGCUCUUGCAUGUCUGACGCG
This is a messenger RNA of Effrenium voratum, 6148 nucleotides long. The record is from the annotation of a GenBank genome assembly. NCBI's taxonomy places the organism in Eukaryota, Dinophyceae, Suessiales, Symbiodiniaceae.